CCUUCUCACUCCACCUCCCCACCCCUCCCGCCCUCUCUCCUCAAGCCCUGGGGAGGGCCUCCCCGCCCAUCUGGGGUCCCAGACACCCACGGAGUCACUCCAGCUUCAGGGCGCUCUGUGAGGCGAAGGCUACUCUAGGACAAGCAAGAUUCCUACUCUCUUGUAAAUGACCACCCAGGAAGACAAUGAAUGAGGUGAAAGAAUCCCUUCGAAGCGUUGAACAGAUGUACAAGCUCUUCCAGCAGCAGCAAUUCACAUUCAUUGCAGCUCUGGAGCACUGCAGAGAAAACGCCCACGACAAGAUCCGGCCCAUCUCUAGCAUUGGACAGGUGCAGAGCUACAUGGAACACUACUGUUACAAUACCACGGAUCGGCGGAUUCUGCUCAUGUUCCUGGACAUCUGCACAGAGCUAAAUAAGCUCUGCCAACACUUUGAAGCCUUGCACUCUGGCACCCCUGUCACCAACAACCUCCUAGAGAAAUGCAAAACCCUUGUUAGCCAAAGCAACGACUUAAGCAACCUCAGAGCAAAAUACCCUCACGAUGUGGUGAACCACCUCAGCUGUGACGAGGCCAGGAACCACUACGGAGGCGUGGUCAGUCUUAUCCCUAUAGUCCUAGACUUAAUGAAAAAAUGGAUCGCCCACUCGGAGAAGUUGCCCCGCAAAGUGCUGCAGCAUGGGGCGACUUAGCUUCUGUUUUCUUGCUUCCUCGGGGGCAGACAGUCAAGAAUAAAAUGUGUACUACCACCUCUUUGCCUGCCUUGACUUCCUGGGAUUUAUCCCUAAAAGAAAACCUACAUUUAUUCUAAGAGGACUUCAGGCUAUAGCCACACCAGCAAAACCAACAACAAGGAGAGAAACUACUACAGGCAUGUGUAUACCUAUCUCCCAAAAAAGUUUGCUUCUAAGAGGUUCAUGCUAAAGAUCCACAGAAGGCCAACAUUUAAACAUUUCUCCUAGGAUGGAAAGUAACUCCUUGUAUAGUUAGAGACCUAGUCAAACAAGAAAACCUGAAUUUUCCAGAAAAAUUUAAAACUGCCAUCUCUGUCUGAGCCUUCGUCUCAAUAGUCUGGGAGGAGUUGCUUCUGCCAUUAAAAUGGACAGAGCAAUAUUGAUUUUAAGAGACAAAGAAACAGAGCAAUCAAUUGAAAGUUACAUUGCAAAUGGAGCUCUUCCUUAUUGGUCCUUUCCCAGUAUGUCCCAAGCCAAAAUAUCUUAAGGCCAGAGUCGAUCUAAAAAUUGUUUAAGGGUCUAGUUUCCUGCUUUCUUUGCAAAUACUCGAAUGGCAAAUACAAGGUGGUAUAGUAGCUGUACUCUUUCCCUUGGUACACUCACAAACCACAAUUGGCAAGGUUAAGGGAUAAUUAAAAUCUCAACCUUGGGUUCCACCAAAAGGACUAUAUUAAAGCUAACAUACCAGACAAACCCCUAGAAAUUUAAGCAUUCACAGAAUGCAAGCUUGGGUGACAGCGCAGACUCAGGCAGUCUGCCUGGCUUUGAGGGCUUUUCUUGUCAUUCUCCACCCCACCCCCAUGCCACUAAUUGGGGGAAAGGCAUGAAUCUGAGGCAGAUAAAGGUAAGAUUUGUGGCUGCUCAUCAGAUGCUUUGCCAGAAUAAAAAGGGUCUUAUAGAGUCUAAAGCCAGAAUCCAUUUUCAACACCCUCCUGUAACCACCCAAGUUAACCAACCAGUAGGCUUUUGCACCUAUGGACCAGUCUCCUAUUUUGUCCAUUAGCCCCCAAAGGCCAGCAUUAGUCAUUCAUAUUAACACAGCAGAGUAGUGCAAAACAAUAAAUUUUUAUUUGUUCACAGUUAAACACAAGCAACUGCCUUGACAUUUUAGAACAUUCUAAGAAGGACAGCAAACCUUUUUGAUUCCAAUUCCCAUUCACUAAGAUUGUACCAUUUUCCCUUGCAGUUCAUAUUUAUGGCAUCAGAUGUGGAUUGUUUGACAUGCUUUUAAGAUCGAGGCAGGAAAGUCUGAACCUUUUGACAAGAGAUGACUCUUCAAUUUAACUAAAAGCAGUCAGUUUAAAAAAUUUGUUUUCACUGAUGGGAUCCCUUUAAACUGCAAGUUAGCUAAAUAUGGUUGACCCAUGAUUGAGUUAUAAAACUAGAUUAUGUCUCAGCAAAAUCUGUUCCUCCAUAAUAUAUUUGUGGUCCACUGAAGUCUUCUGAAAAGUGAUCACUGAUUCUUCCUAGUGCAAAAUGCCUGGCUUCCUCUAAUAAGCCAAAGUAUUUGCUACAUAGAGCAGCACCGUACCCUCCUAUCCAAACACUGUAUCAAGGUGGAGAGAGGGAGGGAGGGGUUUGUCUGAGGGUUCUCAGACUCUCAGGGGUCUCCACUAAAAGAUCCACUCGAAUGGUUAAACCAGCCUAUUUAUCCCCCAAAACUGGAUAAUUUUGUGGCAUAGCACAUUCUGCUAUUAUCCACUGGGAAGUGGGGAAGAGAGCUCCUCUGCCUUCAUAAACUCGUUUCAAGGCCAAAAGCAGUCAUGGGCGUAGGUGCUCAACGAUCCCAGUCAGGUUUCCCUUGUAGCUACAGCCACUCUUCUUUUAGGUUAGCAUAUACAGACUAUAGAACAGUGCAGAAAAGAUGGAAACACUGCUCCCCCUGGGCACAUUAUUGAGUCAACGGACACGAAACGAGCCACAUCGGGCCAAAGGUCACAGCAGCAGCCUAUAGGAGCCAGUCCCCAACCUAAACUUGUUCUUUUACCUAGAGAAAAGCUUAAUCAAGUGCAAUCAAUUACUCUGCAGCAGUCCAGGGGUUGGGGGUGGGAGCAGGGGGGCAUGUGUCACAGAACUCUGGAUGUAAACAGAUACACCAACAUCUUCAUAUUGGAUACAUUUUUCAAUACUCAUUGCAGGUCAAUUUUAAAGCAUGUACCUUGAAGAGUAAAAAAUGAAGCAAGAGGAAGGUGUGCUGAUUUGGGCUGUUCCACCAAAGGCAGCUUUCGUUGCCAAGUAAGACAUUCUCUUGGGUGGAACUGUGCUUCUUCCCAGGACCACUCUGUGAAGAGUAUCCUCAAAAGGCAAGGAGGCACUCCCCCUCCACUGCAGUUCUGGGACUGAACCUUCACUUAUAUUUCUUAUCUAUUUAUACUUUCAACUAACCCUCUUAGUGCUUUCAGUUAGAAAAAUUUUAUACUCUCAUUUGUUCUUCAGUUAUUUUGUCUGGAUUCAAGUGGCAUGUUCUAGUAUUUGCUGAAAAUUCACAUUGGCUAGUCAUAACACAUUUCAGUUAUAUUCUCUACACAAACACAUACCCAUUAUUUUUUUUUAACUAUGAGUUUGAACCUCUGUGGUCCAACCCACAGCCUUUCAUCCCCAAGAUUUUAUUCAUUCUUCU
Molecule: messenger RNA, 3354 nt
Organism: Choloepus didactylus (southern two-toed sloth)
Lineage: Eukaryota; Metazoa; Chordata; Mammalia; Pilosa; Megalonychidae
Gene: SPACA9
Product: sperm acrosome associated 9
Exons: 5
Coding region: 186-692 (168 amino acids)
Cellular component (GO): acrosomal vesicle; ciliary base; sperm flagellum
Source: RefSeq, a predicted model, not a curated record